Molecule: messenger RNA, 663 nt
Organism: Puccinia triticina
Lineage: Eukaryota; Fungi; Basidiomycota; Pucciniomycetes; Pucciniales; Pucciniaceae
Exons: 7
Coding region: 1-663 (220 amino acids)
Biological process (GO): rRNA methylation
Molecular function (GO): nucleic acid binding; rRNA (adenine-N6-)-methyltransferase activity
Source: RefSeq, a predicted model, not a curated record
AUGGUAUUGCGACUUAAAGAGUUAGAAGGAGACUUGCAAGGGUUGAGUGGAUUCAACGCUCCCAAGCUUGAGCUGGAACAAUAUGUGACCUCUGCCCAUCUGGCCUCACGGAUGAUGUUUACGGCCCAAUCAACAUACGAAGAUAUUCUGGACAAGAGAGUGCUUGAUUUAGGAUGUGGAUGUGGGAUUCUUUCGAUCGCUUCGAACCUCCUUGGCUCUGCUUAUACUUUGGGCAUCGAUCUCGAUCCCGACGCUCUCCAAGUUGCCCGGAGCAAUCUCGCUUCAAUCGACAUCUCAGACCCUACAAUCGACUUUUUACAGGCCGAUUUGAGUAGCCCUUCGUUUCGCAAACUCUUCGAAACUCGCAAUGCCCAUCACCCAGAGCCUUUCUUUGAUACGGUCGUGAUGAACCCGCCGUUUGGCACCAAAAACAAAGGGAUCGAUAUCGUCUUUUUGGAGAUAGCCUGCCAAAUGUCGAAAUUCGCUGUUUACUCACUCCACAAGACAAGCACGCGCAAAUUUGUUCAGAAAAAGGCCAAUGAAUACGGGUUUGAUGCUGAAGUCGUAGCCGAAAUGAGGUACGACCUGCCAAAAACAAUGAAGAUUCACAAGCAAAAAACUUUAGACAUUGCAGUGGAUUUUUGGAGAUUCCAAAGGAUUUAA